UGCCCAUGACUAGUCAGGUAUCAUAUGUUCUAAAAAUUCUUGAGGCACACCGGUUGAGAAUCGCUGACUUAGGUGGAAAUAAGACUAUUUAAAACAUUUAUGCUGAACAGACCAGAGAUCCCAAACAACGGUGUGUAUAAUUUACGUUUAAACUGCUGUUCAUCAUUCCUAUUUUUUCUUUUCAAGGUGGUUUCCUUUUGGAACAAAGUCUUUUCAACCCAGGCUUGGCAAAAAUGAAUCAUCACAGAUAUUUACAGAAAGAGAUGUGGGAGUUGAUAUUCUUUUUUUACGAUGAAAUCCAUAAAGUGUUCUUUUAUAAUGGAAAAAAUCUGAACCUGUUUACAUACGUGUUUUACGCCCUGACAAUCAUUAUUGAAAUAGUGUGUGGUUGGUGUAAUUUGUAUACAUCUGCCUACAGAAAAUUACGGUUCGUUUCCACAGCUCUUGGCUAGACUUCAUAAAGGCAAGAACUGUGUUAGCCUGUUAAUUGCGCUAUCCCACCACUAGAAUCUAAGCUUCCUAGACUUUUACUUUGUUCACAGUGGCCAGGCCUAGUGCCUGCUUAAAGAGAUCUAGAGAUUCCAGUUGGAAUCAAGUUGGCAGCCAGAUCCUUAUACUUUGCCCAUGAGGAGCAGCUCUUAUCAACAGCAGUGACAGAACCUGUGGUUUGGAAAAGGACUGAUGGCUCUGAGCCCAGGUUGGAGGACAUUUGCACCAUUUCCAAUGAACCACUGUGGUGUCUUUUGGAAGGCCAUGAGAAGCAGUGGUUUCUCCUUGUUUCCCUGGGGCCACUGUCCCUGGAGAGGGUCUGGAAGCUUUUUGGAUCCUGAGAUGAAAGCUUUCCUGGAGGAGAACACUGAAGUCACCAGCAGUGGCAGCCUCACCCCUGAGAUCCGGUUGCGGCUUUUGACCCCCAGAUGCAAGUUCUGGUGGGAAAGAGCUGACCUGUGGCCCCACAGUGAUCCUUACUGGGCAAUCUAUUGGCCAGGAGGCCAAGCCCUGUCUAGGUAUCUUUUGGAUAAUCCUGACGUUGUCAGAGGAAAAUCUGUGUUAGAUCUUGGGAGUGGCUGUGGAGCUACAGCUAUCGCUGCUAAGAUGAGUGGGGCAUCGAGGAUCUUGGCCAAUGACAUAGACCCUGUUGCAGGAAUGGCUAUCACACUAAAUUGUGAAUUGAACCAACUGAGUCCUUUUCCCAUUUUAACCAAAAAUAUUUUGGAUUUGGAACAAGAUAAGUGGGACCUUGUUGUGCUUGGAGAUAUGUUUUAUGAUGAAGACCUUGCGGAUAGUCUUCAUCGAUGGCUGAAGGAUUGCUUUUGGACCCACAGAACUCAAGUACUGAUUGGUGACCCUGGCCGACCUCAGUUCAGAGGCCACAGCAUUCAGCAUCAACUGCACAAAGUGGUAGAAUAUUCUCUUCCAGAACCUACUAGGCAGGAAAACAAUGGACUGACAACAAGCACAGUGUGGGAUUUCCAGCCUUGAGCUGUCAAAAUGCUUCCAAGUAUGGAUCUAGCUAUGUUUGGGUUUAACCCUAAAAGACUAGUUUGAAGAAUGCAACUCCUGUUAAAUGGCAAAUCUUGUUUCCCAAAUAUGAAGGUUUAAAGUUUUGUCAGCUUUUGUCAUGUAACUAGUUCUCCAUUAUGCCAAAUAUACAAAUCUCUACCUGUAAUUUUUUUCUAGUUUUACUGCUAUAGGAAUAUAAUUGUAGAAGGCAAUACCCAGUGGUAGCAAUAUGUAAUAUAAGUUGUGGAGAGAAUUAGAUAUGGUAGCUGAGUCUGUUUCUAUAGUUGAGGACAACUAUAUGAUGUACUAUUGAAUUAAACAAUCAAAGUACAAAAUAUAGAAUACAGUACUUAGUACAUAAUAGGGUCUUAAUUGACAACCAUGGAUAAAAAUAAAGAUUUUGGAAUUUCCUACAUACUUUGUACUGACACCUGAUGCCUCUUCGUGGCUCACUAAGGUUAGUAGGAAUUGGUUAUGCCACCACUACAUGUCCCAGGUUUUCAGGAUCCUAUAUAUAAAAAACUCACUAUGAUAUAAACAGGAAACAAUGUGAAGAAGAGAUGUAUGAUAUACCACUAUGUAAAAAGAUGUACAUGUAUAUUGAGGGCAAGAAUGAAGACAGGGAAAGUACAAAAUGGAGUCACUUUAACCAAGCUGCUAAAUUAUUAACAUAAUGAAGGUUGAGGCACAAGGAAACGAUUACUUUUCUCGUUUUAACUAGCCUGGGAACUUCAACUUUUGAACUUUCCAGUCCUAUGUCAAUGCCCAGAUGUUUAUUUACCUUCAGAUAACCCUCUACCUCCUAAAGGACUCAGAAUGUACCCAGACCUCCUGGUGCCCAUCCUCCAGACUCCCUGGCAUCCAGCAUCCAGACCUCUGACUUCUGGCUGUUAACGGUCCUGGACCAAUCCUAGGGCUAAGAAUGCAGGACUGAUUAUUCUCAAGGACAUGGCUUUUACUGUAAGAACUCUUAACUUUUCUUCUUCAGAAUACUUCUGGGUUGUUGCCUAGCUGUGUUUCCAGUGUGCAAACUCUAAGACCCUUGAAUAAAUAUUUGUUAUUUUUUUCUA
Molecule: messenger RNA, 2573 nt
Organism: Miniopterus natalensis
Lineage: Eukaryota; Metazoa; Chordata; Mammalia; Chiroptera; Miniopteridae
Source: RefSeq, a predicted model, not a curated record